AUGAACAACGACGACGAUGCCCUCACCUCGGUGUACAAGAAGAUCGAGCGUGAGAAAGCUCUCAUCCAAGCUGCGAACCAGAUGCGGCAACAAACCCAGAAUGAGCAGGUUAGAUCUCGACUGGACUCACAGAUGAGAGAAGGUCGCCGCAAUAUUCAGUAUCUGGAGGAACGCAUGCAGGAACUUCAGAUGCGGAGAAUGGGACAAGGCAUGGACAAUAUGAAUUUGGGCUCUUCAUCCACUGGACCAGCGCGCCCUCAGAGCUCCGGGUUUCGCAGCGACAGAGAUGGCCCGCCUACGCCGCCUCCAAAGGACUCAAGAGGAGGAUAUACCGACGCUGGUUCGGAACGAGGUGACUAUGGCACACAAGAUUACUCGCAGACGGGCAUGAUGCCACCACGACACCCGUAUGCACCUCUGGCUCCCGGGCAGGGCAUCCCCAAAUCACGUCCGAACUUUACAAAGCUUGAUUUGAUCAAGUACGAUACACCAUACCUCGGCCCCCGAAUCCAACUCAUGUUGUCGCAACUAGAAUUCAAACUUAAUGUGGAGAAGCAGUAUCUUAAAGGUAUCGAAAAGAUGGUCCAACUGUACCAAAUGGAGGGAGAUAGAAAGAGUCGCGCAGAUGCUGCAGGCCGUAGAGUUGAGAGCACACAGAAGAUUCAGCUGCUGAAGCAAGCUCUGAAGAGAUAUGAGGAUCUCCACAUUGACAUGGAAAGCACUGCAGAUGCGCCAGAUGAUGACAGCAUAAAUACCCCUAACAUGCGGAAACCACUGACUGGACAGCUUUCGAUUAGAAUACAAGCUGUGAAGGACGUGGAUCAUGCAGCAACUGGUCGUUUUGCUCGCGGACCUGAGACUUUUGUUGCGAUUAAGGUCGAAGACAAUGUUGUGGCGCGCACAAGAACCUCCAGAACCGAUAAGUGGGAUGCCGAAUACCACAAUUUGAACGUUGACAAGGCAAACGAGAUUGAAUUGACGGUGUAUGACAAGCCCGGUGACCACCCUUUGCCGAUAGGCUUACUCUGGAUCCGGAUCUCUGAUAUAGUAGAGGAAAUGAGAAGAAAGAAGAUUGAGGCUGAAAUUAGCAGCUCUGGAUGGGUUUCUGCGGACCGAAUGGCCAAUGGCUCUCUACCUGGUGCCCCACCUCCACAAUUCAAUAUGAAUCCUCCGGCUCCUCAGUUUGGUCCUCCUCCUGGGAGUGCUGGAGCUGCAGCCCCAGCUUCAAUGGGGGCUGGAAUGCCUGCUGCGGGUGCAAUUCCUCCGCAGCCAGUCGAUGCUUGGUUCGCACUCGAGCCCACUGGAGCAGUUCACUUGACGAUCGGUUUUACCAAACAGGCCAAAGAUCGAAGACCAUUCGACCUCGGGCUCAAUCGUAAGGGAGCGAUUCGACAACGUAAGGAAGAAGUCCACGAGAUGUACGGCCACAAGUUUGUCUCCCAACAAUUCUACAACGUCAUGCGCUGUGCCCUUUGCGGGGACUUUCUCAAGUAUUCUGCCGGUAUGCAGUGCGAGGACUGCAAAUAUACUUGCCACACAAAGUGCUACACAAGCGUUGUCACCAAAUGCAUCAGCAAAUCCAAUGCAGAGACAGACCCGGACGAGGAGAAGAUCAAUCAUCGCAUUCCUCAUCGUUUCGAGAAGUUUGCAAAUAUGAGCGCAAAUUGGUGUUGCCACUGCGGGUAUAUCUUACCGUUCGGUAAGAAGAACUGUAGGAAGUGUAGUGAAUGUGGUCUCACGUGUCACGCCGGAUGCGUCCACCUUGUGCCUGACUUCUGUGGCAUGUCUAUGGCGGUUGCUAAUGUCAUUCUUGAUGGUAUUCGCAAUCAAAAGCGUCGACAGACAACUCAGACACCCCUCUCUGGCCGUACAUUAAGGCCGCAAAACAAUAAGCCUGUCGCAGCAGUAGAGCCAGGUCCAUCAGAUCCUCGCACGUCUUAUGGCCAAUCCGAUCCAGGUCGACCUCCGAGGGCUCAGUCUUACGGAGCACCAUCUUCGUCGAUGGAAGCAACUGAAGCAGCAAAGGCGAUGUAUUCCCAAGGUCAGACAUCACCUACACAGCAACGACCACCAGGACCUGACAGAACUGGUUCGUCGUCUGCAGCUGCUGCAGCUGCAGCCGCUAUGGCUGGCCCGAAGAGCCCUACUCAACAGAGAGAUCCGUACCAGCGCUCAUCAACGGACUAUGCAGGCCGCGGCGGCUCUUCUGCUCCUGGAUAUGCUAAUCGUAUGGAUUCUCACUCUGAAGAUGGCAGCUAUGGUUCACCUCCAAAGCCCCAAGCUCCCUCUCAGCCAAGUUAUAAUCCCGCAGCAUAUGCCCAAGUAAGCGGUUACGGCUCACAGCCACCGCCACAACAGAUCCAGCCUCCUCAGCAGUCGCCGACAAAUGCUUUGUAUGGCCACUCUGCUCAACCUCAAAUCCCUGAAGCUGCACAACAGCCUAGCGCUGUCAUUCCACGGAAAGCAGCUCCUCCUGCGAGUGAGCCUGGUACCGGUCGCCGCAUUGGUCUGGAUCACUUCAACUUCCUUGCGGUCCUUGGCAAAGGUAAUUUUGGUAAAGUCAUGCUUGCGGAGACCAAGGCGACCAAGCAGUUGUAUGCAAUCAAAGUGUUGAAGAAAGAAUUCAUCAUCGAGAACGACGAAGUGGAGAGUACACGAUCAGAGAAGAGAGUGUUCUUGAUUGCUAACAAGGAACGUCACCCUUUCCUACUCAAUCUUCACGCUUGUUUCCAAACAGAGACAAGAGUAUAUUUUGUUAUGGAAUAUAUUAGUGGUGGUGAUCUGAUGUUGCACAUUCAGAGAGGCCAGUUUGGAACAAAGCGUGCACAAUUCUAUGCCGCCGAGGUCUGCUUGGCACUGAAAUACUUCCAUGAAAAUGGUGUUAUUUACCGCGAUUUGAAGUUGGACAACAUCAUGUUGACUUUGGAUGGUCACAUCAAGGUUGCGGAUUAUGGUCUUUGCAAGGAAGAUAUGUGGUAUGGAUCAACGACCAGCACAUUCUGUGGUACUCCUGAAUUCAUGGCUCCCGAGAUCUUGCUGGACAAGAAAUACGGCCGCGCAGUCGAUUGGUGGGCAUUUGGCGUUCUCAUAUACCAGAUGCUUCUUCAACAAUCUCCCUUCCGUGGUGAGGAUGAGGACGAAAUCUACGACGCCAUUCUUGCCGACGAACCCUUGUACCCAAUUCAUAUGCCUCGCGAUUCUGUCUCGAUCCUCCAGAAGCUUCUUACCAGGGAACCAGAUCAACGGCUCGGGAGUGGACCUACUGAUGCUCAGGAAAUCAUGAGCCAGCCGUUCUUUAGAAAUAUCAACUGGGACGAUGUUUACCAUAAGAGAAUUCAGCCACCAUUCCAGCCCCAAAUUACAAGUGCUACUGAUACCAGCAACUUUGAUUCUGAAUUCACGAGCGUUACCCCAGUUCUCACACCAGUACAAUCUGUACUUUCUCAGGCAAUGCAAGAGGAGUUCCGUGGAUUUUCAUAUUCAGCCGACUUUGUUUGA
Molecule: messenger RNA, 3498 nt
Organism: Cadophora gregata
Lineage: Eukaryota; Fungi; Ascomycota; Leotiomycetes; Helotiales; Ploettnerulaceae
Gene: PKC1
Product: Serine/threonine kinase
Exons: 7
Coding region: 1-3498 (1165 amino acids)
Biological process (GO): fungal-type cell wall biogenesis; signal transduction; protein phosphorylation
Molecular function (GO): diacylglycerol-dependent serine/threonine kinase activity; ATP binding
Source: RefSeq, a predicted model, not a curated record